Messenger RNA from Notechis scutatus (mainland tiger snake), 1593 nucleotides. Lineage: Eukaryota; Metazoa; Chordata; Lepidosauria; Squamata; Elapidae. The record is from RefSeq and is a predicted model, not a curated record.
UUCGAGCGUCAAGAACGUUGUUAGGGUCAAAUGACGUUUCUCUUGUAGUCUAGGCGCACUUCCUGUUAAGAAAAGGAGUAAGAGCCUCUGAGGCAGCAGGAGACGAGAUUCACUUUUCUCAUUUAACGACGUUUUGACGCAAGGGCAAGGAUACCACGAGAAUCCAGGGCGGCAGACGGCGUGCAGGGCCUCAGAAAGCUACUUAGUGGUUUGCUGGGAGUUCAGAUUCUGAGACCGAAAUUUCUAUUCAGUUCCGCUCUAAAGCCGGUGUUCAAGUGUGCCAUCAUGGACAAGAGCGCCGUAGCCAAAAUGGGAGCCGUGGCCAGCGCCAGCGUAUGCGCCCUGGUUGGAGGAGUAGUCCUGGCCCAAUAUAUUUUCACUGUAAAGAAGAAAACGGGCAGGAAAACGAAGAUUAUAGAGAUGCCUGCAUGCAAGCCCUGAAUCUCUGGAGUCUGCUUGUCACCUGUGCAGUUGCAGUAGGAAAGGAUCAAGAACCGAAGAAGCAAAGGUGCUUUAAGGUCAGCGCACAGAUGCCAGAAUUUCAGAAGAAAACUGUCCAUAUCAAAGACCCAGAAAGGGUAGAAGAAAUCAUCUGUGGUCUCAUCAAAGGAGGAGCUACCAAACUUCAAACAUCAUUGUUAUACAGGACACUGUACUUAGAAAUGCCUUUACUUUAAUAAUCCAAAGGGUAUGCCUCUGUAUGCAAGACUUUCUGUCUAAUUUAUUCUACUUUUUAAAUUAAUUUGGAAAGCAAAACAUCACUCCUUAUUUCUGUUUCCAAGGAUAACUGGGAUCCACAUAAGGUGAAAAAACAUUUUUGGAAAAUAAAAUAGUAAGUGGCUACAUCAAAUGCUUAAGUGGAAAGUGUGCCUACUUCCAAAAAAUAAGAUAAAGUAGGAGCCUAAUAGGGAUUAUAGGUAGCAACUUCACAAACUUGUCUUCUGGAAAAUGGUUCUUUAGUCCUUUAAUCAAGGAUUCCUAAAUUCAUUUGUACACCAAGAUUUACACAUCAUACUGGCACUGGCUAUUUCACUACACACUAAAUAAAUCCAGUCAAAUGUGAUAUGGCUUAAUAUAAUGCUUCUGCUUUUUAAAAUAACUCUUAAAGAACUAAUAUACUCAAAGACCUUCCUAGUUCAGCUGAGAUGGUGAUUGUAUAAUAAGCAUAUAAAUUUUAGUAAUCUGCAUGUUGUUCCAAGAACCAAGCUGGUGGUUAAGGUACUAUUCAAGAAACUAAAAGACUAUAAGUGAAAUAUUUUCACUGAAAAACCAGAAAGUCCAGUUGCCUCUUGGAAAAAGCACCUUUGGGACAACCAUGACCUGGAUGACAGAAUCUCCAUAGACAUUUAAAAGACUAUAAGUUUUAGUCCCACUUUGGCAUAAAGCCAACUGAGUCAUUCCCUCUCAGCCCUUGGAAGAAGGCAGUAUUGAAACCACUUCCAAAAUCCUUGCUAAUAUAACUGCAGGGACUUGUCCAUGUAAUUGCAAGAAAUCAACAAUAAUAAAGGCUCACACAGAUACUGUAUCUAUCAUCUGAUCUUAAAUCUUCAAAACAUUGAUAUUAAAAUGAUUAAAUAUUAAAUAGAAUAAUAU